CUGAGUGUUUGUCCUGCAGGGGAACUGUGUGGUCACUGAUAAAUAAUUAGCAGAUUAACUUCCGUAUAUCUUCGAGACUGAGCUGUUGCUUCCGUAUCGCGCAGGCUCGAGUUUCCCUCUUCGGCUGGACGGUCAAUUGCUCCAGGCUAUAAACUGCGGUAACAAUGCGUGCAGUCCCCGAGGAGUUAACAACGCUUAUUUCAGAUCUCGAAAAUUACCUCACUGAAGGGUUGAAAGGAGAAACCCUAAGUAAGAAGGCGAAAGAGAGGAGGGAAGCCUUCAUCAAAAGAAUAAAGGAGGUCAAGCAAAGUUUUCCACAUGAUUUCAAGGACAAAAUAGGUGGAGAUGACUCAGAUUACGAGGAGGAAGUUGACAGCAACAACGAUGGAGGGUCGCUGCAGUCAGAGCGCACUGACAAAGAUGAAGAGACUUUCGAAGGUUCCCAGCAGUCCCCACCUGUGGCGGCCCAGGACCUGCCAUCUGUCUUUAAGGCAGGAUAUCUUGAGAAGCGCAGAAAGGAUCACAGCUUUUUUGGUACUGAGUGGCAGAAGAGAUGGUGUGCUCUGAGCCAUCACACCUUCUACUAUUACGGCAGUGAGAAAGACAAGCAGCAGAAGGGUGAGUUCAGUAUUGAUGGGUACACUGUCAAAAUGAACAACACCUUACGCAAAGACGCAAAGAAAGACUGCUGCUUUGAAAUUUCAGCCCCAGACAAGCGACUCUAUCAGUUUUGUGCGUCAUCACCGAAGGAGGCGGAGGAAUGGGUGAAACAGAUAGACUUUGUUUUGAGAGAUAUGUCAGGAAUCAUCCCAGAAGAGGAUGAGGAGGACCAGGAAAUGUACGAUGAUGUCGGGAAUAUAGGUAGCACAGCCGAGUCUGCGCCAAUCGAUGAUGACAUCUACGAAGAGCUCCCAGAGGAUGAGGCUCCAGCUGUGACAAAGCCUCCUCCAAAAAUCGAGCCAGCAAGCAAGCCACCUGCUCCUCCUCUUGCUGCAGUUGAUAAGAGCGCAGACUAUCAGAACUACUACCAGGGCUUGUGGGACUGUUCAGGGGACCACCCAGAUGAGCUGUCCUUCAAACGUGGAGAUGCCAUCUACAUCCUGAGCAAGGAGUAUCAGAACUUUGGCUGGUGGAUUGGAGAGAGGAAUGGAGUUAUAGGUAUUGUUCCCAAAGACUAUCUGAUGGAGCUGUAUGCUCUGUAAAUGCACCCAGUGUAAGCUGCUGAGAUCUCAUGGCUUCUAGUUUGAUUUAACCCCCCCCAACACUUACUUACACACACACACAUCUGCUUAUUUCAAAUGUUCAAAAGUUGUAACUGGAAUAAUAAUAAUGUAAUAUUCCCUGCCAUCACUGUAAGAUACAGAUGAUUUAAUGGAAGGAUUUUUUUUUUUUUAUUAUUAUUUGGCUGAUACAUGCAGGGGUAUCUGCACUUUGCACUGCUGGCUUGUUUAUUUAUUCUGUAUUCAGUGUAUUCGGGUUUGAUUUUGUACACCAUAUGACUUCACUUGCUGAUUUUGGUAAAUUUGAAAUGUCAUUCUAACUGGCAAAAUUAAUAAAAAUGUAAACACA
Archocentrus centrarchus (flier cichlid) is the source of this 1569-nucleotide messenger RNA. It is a transcript of the gene skap2, whose product is annotated as src kinase associated phosphoprotein 2. Gene Ontology annotation, cellular component: cytoplasm; plasma membrane. NCBI's taxonomy places the organism in Eukaryota, Metazoa, Chordata, Actinopteri, Cichliformes, Cichlidae. Gene Ontology annotation, molecular function: protein binding. Bases 165 to 1202 code for a protein of 345 amino acids. The record is from RefSeq and is a predicted model, not a curated record. The transcript is spliced from 12 exons.